Molecule: messenger RNA, 1125 nt
Organism: Hippocampus zosterae (dwarf seahorse)
Lineage: Eukaryota; Metazoa; Chordata; Actinopteri; Syngnathiformes; Syngnathidae
Gene: maip1
Product: matrix AAA peptidase interacting protein 1
Exons: 5
Coding region: 144-932 (262 amino acids)
Biological process (GO): inner mitochondrial membrane organization; protein insertion into mitochondrial inner membrane from matrix
Cellular component (GO): mitochondrial inner membrane
Molecular function (GO): ribosome binding
Source: RefSeq, a predicted model, not a curated record
AAUAUCCUUGUCUUCAACGCAGAGUUAAAUGUGCCUAUGCAAUUUGAAAUAAUUUAAAUUGGUGCAAUUUUAAUUUUGUAUAUUUGAGGGGGGAAAUUUCUUAUUAACCGAUAAAACCCAAAUACUAGCUGAACAACAGCCGGAUGAUCCAAAUUGACGGGUCGGAAGUCCAUCGAAACAAGAUGGCGCUCUUCAUAGUAAGAAAUUGUUCGAAGUUGUCGUCGUUACGCGGCUUUAGUCGCUUUACAACCCACGAAAGUGUCCACCUAAAUCGGUGUAUAAAAUCCCAGUUAUGUGUCCUCUACCCUGCCCGGGUCAGAGAAUCGGUGGCGCUGCGUGCGUAUAGCUCCGACAGCCGUGAACCAAAAUCUCAUCAAAAGGUGUUGGUCGUCGGCAUCCCGAACCCGUUUAUUUGGAUCCGGACACGGGUCUACUACUUCCUCAUCAGAGCCUAUUUUGAUUCAGAGUUUAACAUAGAGGAGUUUACGGAAGGGGCUAAACAGGCUUUUUGCCAUGUUUCCAAGCUGCUGUCCCAGUGUCAGUUUGCUGCUCUCGAGGGCCUGGUGGCCAAUGAUUUAAUCGGAAAGCUGGAGGAAAAGUGCGGCCUUCUCCCACCGAGCCACAAGACGGCGCUGUCCGCCCAGCCCGACGAUCUUAUGUACACCACGCCGGGGGACGUGGGAAUCUACUACGAUGACAAGGGGCGAAGGUUUGUGAGUAUUUUGAUGCGCUUCUGGUACCUGACCAGCGCGCGUCUGCCCGAUGACUCUCUGGAGGGAACUCGUAUGUUCCAGAUGGCCAUCGGAGGAGAUGGGGAGGCGGAGAGCAAGAGGCUGCUCACCGCUAACUAUGAAUUUCAAAGGGAGUUUACCAAAGGUGUGGCGCCAGACUGGACAAUUACACGGAUAGAGCACUCCAAGCUUUUAGAUUGAGGGUUAAUGCAAGAAAGAAAACCCUGCGGGAACCCCUCAAAAAAGCCUGAACCUGAACUUGAAUGAAUGUAUCCGCAACAUGUUGGUGCGUACCGACUACAGCGGUUCACGACCUGACUGGAGGAUGUUCUACAAUUAUGAGGAUGUGUGUAUGUAGUUCACAUUUCCACCCUUAAAAUGAAUCUUUUUAUUU